GCAAUCAGAUAUGGAUCCACCGAGUCCAACCUGGAUAUACUCCAAUAAUGUGGCACUGCAGGAAGAAAUGCGCUGCCCCAAGGUUGCUGUGGUGGCCUUCUACGACACCAUGGGACGGCAGAUAUGGUUGGGGAACGCCAUGCUUCUCGCAAGCGCUGCACUGACAGGAGUCUUGGUGGGGAUAGGCAGCGGCUACGGCCGUCGCUACCGCCACCACCGCUUCACCCGCUUCAUCUUCCUUGGAGCCAACAUACUCUUCUUGCCCAUCAUCUCUUUUGUCGUCUCUACCCUUCGUGACAGCUCCAAUGACUAUGUCAACAAAGAGGAUGGAACAACCUUGGCGGCAUUGUGCAAUUCAGUGUUCCACCCAUGCAUGGUCAUAACAUGGGCAUUCCUUGUUCAGAUGGCAGCUACCAAUGCUACCUCAGUUGUUGCCACUGAAAGCAGAGAAGGUCCAAAAGUAGGCCCCCCUUGGGAGCUGCUUGUCAAGGGCAUCUGGACCUUCUACCUUGGUGCCAGCAUCACAAAUAAACGUUUUUUUCAUGGGCUGUUCAGGAUUUCUUCUAGUGAAAACCACAGAUCAUUCACCAUCAUCUGUUCCAAGAUUAUGUUUGCGCCUUUUGCUCUCAUCUGUGCCAAGAUUUGGUUCAAAUGCUACUCGUUUAGAAAAGCACGGAAAUCCUUUGCGCUAGGGCGUAACCCUUGUCUUGUUUUUGGGUACAUGAAGGAGCUACAACAAGUAAGAAGCCAGCAUGAUGGAACAUCAACUGUAGGUGAGGAUGCAUUAUUUUCUCCUCUCUUAGUUAUGGGAGAAGAUAGCAGGCAAGUGAAGAAGCAACCUUGGGGGUAUGUGUUCAGCGACAUAUGGACAAUGGCUAUUGACAGAAUUGGCUUGGUGACCCUUGAUAGAGUAUGGAAGUUGGACAGUGUGGCUCCCACAUCAAAAGACUUAUGCCUGUCCUUUGCAUUGUUCAAGUUGCUGAGAUGUCGAUUUGCAAGGUAUGAUAUCGCUAAUGCGGUUGGCUCCACGGGGCACAAGUUUUUCUGGAGCUUGCUAUUGAAGGAUGGUGAACAUAACAGGGUGUUUAGGGUGAUUGCUGAUGAGCUUUCAUUCGUUCAUGAUUACUACAAUUCAUCACUACCAACAUCCUAUGCUAAGUGUUGGCUACCUUUCUUGAGCAUCCUUAUCUCACUCUUGAGCGUAGGCUACUGCGUCGUGGCUGCAUACUUCAUUGUUGUGUUUGCAGGUCAGGUGCACAAGUAUGGCCGCAGUCAGAUCCACUGUGACUUCUGGUGCAGUAAACUACAGGCGGUGAGCCAGUUGCACAAUAAAAAUUUUGGGAACUUGUACUUUGAUGUGUUGCCAGAAUUUCUGCUUCUAAUUUUGGUCCUGGUCGCUGAGGUGAGGGAUAUUACUUCCUACAUUUCCUCCAAUUGGACCAAAGUAGCCCUCAUAUGCCACCAUGUAAAAUGUGCAUCUUUGCAACAUCAGCAAACAAGAUAUCAAUGGUUUGGUCCUCUCUUGCGGUGCAGAUGCAAGUUAGUGAAUAAUUGGGAUGAGAAAAUAGGGCAGUGCUCAGUAUUAGUGCUUCACCCAACUACAAGAACAAACUUUAUUGGUCUUCUUAGUCGUGUACUCCAUCAUUUGCCAGAUGAGAAGAUGAAGGUCAAUAUGCCAGAAGCAGUGAAGGCUUGCAUCAUGGAUUCGCUAAGAAGCACCGCUAGCAACAGUACUCUAGGUCAAGUAGGGAAUGUCCGAACAUUUCUGCAGCGAAGUGGUCAAGCUGGAACAGGUUUCCUCUGGGCAUGCAAUGGCAAGAUGAGUACAUCUGAUAUGAUACUUACAUGGCACAUCGCCACAAGCAUCUUUGAGGUGAGGCACCCUUACUGGGAUGAUAUAGAGCAAGGUUCUUCCCCGGUUUCAAUCCAGCAUAAGAGCGCUGCCACUCAUCUGUCACGGUAUUGCGCAUAUCUUAUGACCUGGUCCCCGGAGCUUCUUCCUGACGAGGUUGCAUGGACCAAGAGCUUGUAUGAGGCUGUCAAGGAGGAUACUGAGCAUGUCCUCAAUGUCCGUGCUGUGACCGGGCCACCGUUGAUGCCUGAGGCUGAGUACAAUGAUUUGGUGCAAUUGCUAAGAGAAAAGUCCAAUCAUUUAGUGGUGAAGAAUGGUGUGAGGCUCGGAAAACAAUUGGUGGAGUUGGGUGAGGGUGAGGAAACAGCAUGGGCAAUCCUAGCAGGUUUCUGGGCGGAGAUGAUCCUGUACGUCGCGCCGUCGAACAAUCUAAAAGGGCACAAGAAGGCCAUUGCCCGCGGUGGAGAACUGAUCACUCUCCUCUGGGCACUGCUCUUCCAUGCCGGAAUAGUUAGUAGGCCAGGUGAAGCUGCCAGCGCUGCUGGUAGUGCCGUUGGUGUUUAGUGUGCAGUUGCGAGAGUUGCAAUGUGUUUACCAAUUAAUCAUGCUUAGUUGGUCUUGUCAAUA
Messenger RNA from Sorghum bicolor (sorghum), 2479 nucleotides. RefSeq lists its product as uncharacterized. NCBI's taxonomy places the organism in Eukaryota, Viridiplantae, Streptophyta, Magnoliopsida, Poales, Poaceae. Bases 11 to 2416 code for a protein of 801 amino acids. The record is from RefSeq and is a predicted model, not a curated record. The transcript has a single exon.